GGAUGGAAUAUAUAUAUACGCCUCUUAAAAAAGAAGAAAUCGAGAAAUAUGGUGAUGAUUCCUGGAAGUUCCUCAUUAAACAGAUAUUAAUUUGUAUUUCACCAUGGACUUUAUUCUUCGUCGCUGGACUAUGUUUUGGAACGCCCACUGUUAUGAUACCACAGCUAAGGGCAGAAGCAAACUCAACUAAUGCUGUUAGUGAAGAAAUGGUAUCUUGGCUGUCUUCCGCCUACGGUUACAGUGCUUUACCGUGGGACGUCAUGUUACCAGUGCUCUCAGAAAUUUAUGGACGGAAAAUACCAUUUAUGAUAUCUAGUGUGGUUGCAGUCAUUGGUUUUGUGAUAUGGUAUUUUAGUACAAAUGUUGUCUCAAUAUUAAUUGCUGAAAUUACUGUAGGGGUUCUCGUUAGUGUUAAUUUUACACAGUCGAUGUUAAUUAUAUCUGAGUAUUCCUCUCCGAAAUAUAGAGGUGUAUUUCUGACUAUAAAAUCAGCAACGUUCUAUUGGGGUUUCUUUGUAGCCAAUAUAAUAGGUACUUUUUCUCAUUGGAGAAAUAUCGUGAUCGUGGCACUUGUUUGCUUAUCUUACAGCUUUUCUUCAUUUUUGUGGCCCAAUUCUCCUUACUGGUUAGCUUCUCGAGGCCGCUUUGAAGAAUGUACUGCAGCACAUAGAAUGUUGAAAGGAACUAGUGACGAAGCAGAAAAGGAAUUAAAAGAAAUUAUAAUGUCACAAAAAAUCUACUUAAGAAACUGCACAGCUCGAUCAAACAGACGUGAUUGUACACGAAUAAUGAGCUCAAUUCGAUUAUUUUCUGAUAAACCUGUCUAUAAGCCGAUAUUAUUAUCAUUAAUUUUAUUGUCAAUGUUCGUAUUAUCAGGAAAACUAGUGUGCCAUGUAUAUGCCGUACAGAUUUUAAAGAAAAUUACAGGUAAUAAUUCGAAUGCAUAUCGGGGAAUGUUAAUAUUAGAUGGUGUUAGUAUAAUUGGCAUGUACAUUGGAUGUUACUUCUCAAAAAUUUUAAGAAGGCGGGUUAUGUUAUUUACAGCCACAUCAUGUUCAGCUUCCUUUUUAUUAAUUUUGUCUUUAUAUUUAUACUUGAUCAAAUUGAAUUACAUAGUUGAUAGUAGUAUUCUAUGCAUAGUAUUGCUUACAAUAUUUUAUAUUUCAGUCAGUUGUGGCCCAAUGAUUCUGUCCACGUCAAUAUUUGCAGAAUUAAUACCUUUGCGUUGUAAAGCUCUAGCGGUAAUAAUUGUAGUUUUUGCUCAUAAUAUAUUAUCAUCUACAGUUUUAAAACUAUCUCCAUUUCUUUUCAAAACAGCUGGGAUGCAUGGAGCUUUUAUUUUUUAUGGAGUGAGCGUUUUUAUUUGUUUAAUUAUUUUAUACAUAUUUUUGCCGGAAACAAAAGAUAAAACUCUUAUGGAAAUCGAGGAUUAUUUUAAUAAAUGAAGUGGUGUGAGUGGCUUUGUCUUGUUUUUAAAUACCUUAUACUUUGUGAUUUGUAAACCCGAUAUUCGUUAUAACCAAAAUACAUUACCAAAGUUCAGUUCAGGCACACGUUUCACAAAUUUCCCUUAUUCCUGGUAUUAACACAGCAAUCUCCAUGAUGGAAUUGAGGUUAAAAUAGUGACGUAGGUUACAAGAGGAAUCCGAAGUUUAUAAGUCUAUCCCUUAGUCGCCUUUUGAAGAAAUCCAUGUGAACUAUAUGAAAUGAAUAUAUUCUAAAGUGCCGCAAAGAACACGGCACAUUAUUUCAUUGGGAAAAAGUAAUAUCCUAUGUUCUAUGUACAAUGUAUCUUUGUUGUAUAGAUUGAAUCUUCGUACUGACCGACCAGUCAAUGAAGAUUUGAAGAGUGUCUUGCUUCCUACCGGUUACUAAAGAGAAAUAAUAAGAAGCUGAAAAUUAAUUGAAAAAAUCAUUUAGUGAAUUUUAGUGGGAAUUUAAACACAAAGCUAUUUUCUACAGAAAGACUAAUCGGCUUUGUUAAGUUUUUUCCAUAAAAAGUCGUUUACAAUCAGAUAUUGUUGGCUGUGAC
Amyelois transitella is the source of this 2032-nucleotide messenger RNA. Its product is annotated as facilitated trehalose transporter Tret1. Gene Ontology annotation, cellular component: membrane. The record is from RefSeq and is a predicted model, not a curated record. Gene Ontology annotation, biological process: transmembrane transport. NCBI's taxonomy places the organism in Eukaryota, Metazoa, Arthropoda, Insecta, Lepidoptera, Pyralidae. Gene Ontology annotation, molecular function: transmembrane transporter activity. The transcript is spliced from 3 exons. The coding region runs from base 3 to 1445 and encodes 480 amino acids.